Styela clava is the source of this 1326-nucleotide messenger RNA. Lineage: Eukaryota; Metazoa; Chordata; Ascidiacea; Stolidobranchia; Styelidae. The record is from RefSeq and is a predicted model, not a curated record.
UAAUCAGUAUUUUAUUUUUUCACCACACAUGAAAUACACUAAAUGCAUACGGAAUGUAAAAGGAAGCAAAAACGGAUAAUUGGAGGUGAAAGGAGUCGCGAAAACCAAAAUUGGUUAUCGAGCAGCGACACCUGAGCUAAAGUCUAAUAAAUGAAUCAUAAAACAAUGAAAAAAGUCAAACAAUGAAUAAAAGAAUAUAAAGAAGUGAAAAAUCGAGACGACCUGAAUCCACGAGACGCUCGAAACACAGAAAAGCAAAACUAAAAACGACUCCAAGCACAUAUGUGCGAGUAACUAUGGGAACGGCAGCAGGAAUGCAGUACAGUGCGAUGACAGGAUACCGAGCCGAUAUCGCAGCAUUAUGGAAUUGAUAGUUAUUUAAACAGAUUUUAAAUAUAUCCCGGUAGGGAUAUUAUGCCGAUAACACGGCGUAAUCAUAGUUAUAAAUGUUUGCCAAGAGUUCAAAUAAGAUUGCAAGUGCUGGGGUACUGUCGACUCUGGGAGGUUGUGGACCUAGUCAAGUAUUCUGCUGGCAGUGCCGAGGGAAAGUCAGUGAGCACAUCAAACAGAUGUGCUGGAGAAAGACAGGGAAUUUUGAGAUUUGCUCAGCGAAAAGCGAGGUACAAAAAGAUUGGAUUUGGUCGAAGAGCGUGUGUUGUGUUCAUGCACAGAGGUAAGCGAAACAAAAUAAUUGUCGAACGCUGUGGGCAAGUAAUUAUUCUGAAAUUGGUGCAUAACUUUGGCAAUCUCUAGAGUAUAAAUGUCGGAUAGUUUCAACACCCUGGUUUUAUGGUAAAGGGUGUUUAAGUUUGUACGAAUAGACGCUCUGGAGAGAGUUCUAACAGCUUUAUUCUGUAAGACCUCCAAUUUGUGAAUGUUGGUUUGUGUUGCAGAGCCCCAUGCAGUUAUAGCAUAUUGGAUGUGGGAUUGAAAAAGAGCAAAAUAAAUGGUUCGCAGGGUAGCAUCCUGCACAUAAUGCCUAAGUUUUCCCAAAAUCCCAACAGACCUUGACAAUUUCUUGUGCAUCUCGGUAAUAUGAGUGUUCCAUUUUAAGUUACUAUCUAUAUAGAGCCCGAGAUAUUUAAAGGAUUGAACAACUUCCAAAGCAACCCCCCUGAUUUUGAUUAACAUGUUGGAAUGUUUUUUAAUUGAUUUAGGACUGAAUAGCAUGACUUUAGAUUUUUUUACGUUCACAGUGAGUUUGUUGCAUAACAUCCACUCAAUUAUUUUAUCUAUUUCAGUGUUCAUAGUAUUUUGGAGCGUGGUUGAAUCUUUGGCACUGGCAAGCAAGCAAGCGUCAUCGGCGAAGAGUUUUGUUAAAAGAUU